AUGGGAAAGGAGGAAAAGACUCACAUCAACAAUGUGGUCAUUGUACAUGUAGAAUCUGGCAAGUCUACCACUACUGGCCAUCUGAUCUACAAAUGUGGUAGCAUCAACAAAAGAACCAUAGAAAAAUUUGAGAAGGAGGCUACUGAGAUGGGGAAGGGCUCCUUCAAGUAUGUCUCGGUCUUGGGAAAGCUGAAAGCUGAACACAAGCAUGGUAUCACCACCAUUAUCGCCUUGUAGGAACUUGAAAGCAGCAAGUAUUAUGUGACCAUCACUGAUAUCCCAGGACACAUGGACUUUAUCAAAAACAUGAUUACGGGCACAUCUCAGGAUUAUUCUCCUGGUCUAGUUGUUGCUGUUGGUGCUGAUGAGUUUGAAGCAGGUGUCUCCAAGAAUGGGCCGACUGGUGAGCAUGCCCUUCUGGUUUACACACUGGGUGUGAAACAGCUGAUUGUUGAUGUUAACUAAAUGGAUUCCACUGAGCCGCCCUACAGCCAGAAGAGAUAUGAGGAAAUUGUUAAAGUCAGCACCUACAUUAAGAAAAUUGGCUACAACACUGAUACAGUAGCAUAUUCUGGUUGGAAUGGUGACAACAUUCUGGAGUCAAGUGCUAACAUGCCUUGGUUUAAGGGAUGGAAAUUCAUCUGUAAAGAUGGCUAUGCCAGUGGAACCACAAUGCUUGAAGCUCUGCAUUGCAUCCUACCACCAGCUCAUCCAACUGACAAGCCCCCACAUCUGCCUCUCCAGGAUGUCUACAAAAUUGGUGGUAUUUGUACUGUCCCUGUGGGUCAAGUGGAGACUGGUGUUCUCAAACCUGGCAUGAUGGUCACCUUUGAUCCAGUCAAUAUUACAACUGAAGUAAACUCUGUUGAAAUGCACCAUGAAACUUUGAGUAAAGCUCUUUCUGGGGACAAUGUGGACUUCAAUGUCAAGAACAUGUCUGUCAAAGAUGUUCAUCGUGGCAAUGUGGCUGGUGACAGGAAAAAUGACCCACCAAUGGAAGCAGCUGGCCUCACAGCUUGGGUGAUUAUCCUCAACCAUCCAGGCCAAAUCAGUGCUGGAUAUGCACCUGUUCUGGAUUGUCACACAGCUCAUAUUGCUUGCAAAUUUGCUGAGCUGAAGGAGAAGAUUGAUCAUUGUUCUGGGGAAAAGCUGGAAGAUGGCCCAAAGAUUCUGAAAUCUGGUGAUGCUACAAUCAUUGAUAUGGUUCCUGGCAAGCCCAUGUGUAUUGAGAGCUUCCCUGACUAUCCUCCUCUGGGCCACUUUGCUAUUCAUGACAUGAGACAGACAGGUACUGGUGGUGUCAUGAAAGCAGUGGACAAGGCGGCAAAUGGAGCUGGCAAAGUCAUCAAGUCUGCCCAGAAAGCUCAGAAGGCUAAAUGA
This is a messenger RNA of Phyllostomus hastatus (greater spear-nosed bat), 1380 nucleotides long. Its product is annotated as elongation factor 1-alpha 1-like. Lineage: Eukaryota; Metazoa; Chordata; Mammalia; Chiroptera; Phyllostomidae. Gene Ontology annotation, molecular function: GTPase activity; translation elongation factor activity; GTP binding. The record is from RefSeq and is a predicted model, not a curated record. Gene Ontology annotation, biological process: translation; translational elongation.